Messenger RNA from Sphaerulina musiva SO2202, 210 nucleotides. RefSeq lists its product as uncharacterized. The annotation marks the transcript as partial. The transcript has a single exon. The record is from RefSeq and is a predicted model, not a curated record. NCBI's taxonomy places the organism in Eukaryota, Fungi, Ascomycota, Dothideomycetes, Mycosphaerellales, Mycosphaerellaceae.
AGAUGUUACCUCCUCGAGGUCCCGCUAGCAGUGCGCGAUCGGAUCUACGAGUCUGCUCUGCUGCUCAACGAAGGAGAACCAGAACUCAUCACCAAGGAGAACUUCGCCCAGCCGGCUCUCCUCUGCACCUGCCGUCGGAUUCGAUUCGAAGCCAGUCCAGUGUUCUACAUCAUGAACAACUUCAUGUUCCAACUCCCGAAUUUCGACAUC